Messenger RNA from Rhipicephalus sanguineus (brown dog tick), 1105 nucleotides. Its product is annotated as BEN domain-containing protein 5. Gene Ontology annotation, molecular function: DNA binding. The record is from RefSeq and is a predicted model, not a curated record. Lineage: Eukaryota; Metazoa; Arthropoda; Arachnida; Ixodida; Ixodidae. Gene Ontology annotation, biological process: negative regulation of DNA-templated transcription. The transcript has 9 exons. Bases 65 to 1105 code for a protein of 346 amino acids.
AAUGUGCCUCCAUGUGCCUAGCUCAUUGUGAGUUUGUGUUCGUUGCUGUUCGAGUUGUUUUGAUAUGUUUGCGCUCGUAAAGUUUUUAAAAGAGUUCGACAGUAAUCGCCUUUACGUUGUCGAUUCGGACUCGAUUCUGGACUUGCAUCCACGAAGCACAGAAGACUUCGACAACCGCAGGGUAUAUUCAGUAUUCUGGGUUGACGAGGAGAACAGCGAGAACACGCGGGCGUACGAGGCCCAAGUACUGCUGCUGGCUGAAUCGCGGGAGGAGUUAGAAAAGAAGAAGACCAGCAAAAGAGUGCCCAUACCAAAAAUCCAAAUGGACACGAACUCUGACGAUGAUAAGCCUCCCAGCAAAAAGCAAGACCAUAAGGAGGCAUCACAAAAGCGCAAAAAUGCGCAAGCCCGUGCGAAAUCUGAUGCAUAUUCGAAAAUGCUCGCCAAGCACAUAGCAGACACACAGAAGAAAGCGAAGGUUGAUUCUCAUAACCAGCCAAGCCGCCGAAGCCCUAUGCGGGACUACUCUUUAAUAAUUGAAAACUACUUCAUUGCAGAAAAGUCCACUUUUGCCAGGAAAGCAGCCGUCUCACCAGUAGCCGCACCUGUCUCAUCAGUGGCACGCACUGCAGUGAAAACUGGCACAGAAGACGAUCCACUGAUGGACAAUGGCUUGGAGGUGGACAAACCUCCCUGCAUAACAGUGCCUGAGAGAGACUUUGUUCACCUCCCUGAUGGAUCGUUUCACCUGGCAAAAGGUGUCAUUAUUACUGCAAGCCAGGCGGCAAAGGUACUCAAUAACAAGAAGGCUACAUUAGUCUGCAAGGACACAGCCCAGGCCAUCUGGGGCACAGAGCUCCUUUCAGAACGAAGCGUGUGUGGGGUUGCUGCACCAAAGGCAAGAGCCACUGGGCAGUUGCCGAAGCAGCCCCUCACACCAACAAAGGUGGACGUUGUCGCAGCCACAGUCCGCCACUGGGGGAUCAUCAAGGGGGAAGAUGUCUCUGCAACAGUUGCGAACAUCACAAAAGUCCUCUCCGAGAAAAUCCAAGAUGCGCGCAAGUCGACGAAGCGGCUUGCUGCAAUGAGCAAGAUAAAUGAAUAA